This is a messenger RNA of Williopsis jadinii, 834 nucleotides long. RefSeq names its product galactosyltransferase. The transcript has a single exon. The annotation marks the transcript as partial. Gene Ontology annotation, molecular function: glycosyltransferase activity. Lineage: Eukaryota; Fungi; Ascomycota; Saccharomycetes; Phaffomycetales; Wickerhamomycetaceae. Gene Ontology annotation, biological process: protein N-linked glycosylation. The record is from RefSeq and is a predicted model, not a curated record. Gene Ontology annotation, cellular component: Golgi membrane.
UUCAACAAGGAUAAGAACAAAGUUGUCAUUGUAGUGGGUGCUAACGUUGAGGGUGGUGUAAACAGAUGGAAAGGUCCAAGCGAGUGGUCAACCGAAAAGUUGUCCAUUCAAAACAAGAAGAAGUACGCACAGUUGCACGGGUACGAUAUUGUUGUGAAGGAUUAUACCAAGGCAAAGAAGUAUUCAGAUGAUCACCGUGAAGGCUGGCAAAAGUUUGAUCUCAUUAAGCAGGUGAUGGAUGAGUACUCCAGCGGUGAUUGGUUCUGGUAUUUGGAUUUACAUACUCUGAUCAUGGAACCAGAUGUGAGAAUUGAAGACUUGGUUUUUGAAGAGUUGAACUCAUUGAUGGUUAGAAACUUGGCAUCGUUCAAUCCAAAUGGCCUUGUCACUGAUAUCCCAUACACCUCACCGGACGAUCCAGUGAAUCUGAUCCUAUCACAGGACUGCGGUGGCUUCAACUUGCACAGUUUCCUCAUCAAGAAGACGUCGUGGACGAUGUUACUAUUCGAUACACUAUUUGACCCUGUCAUAUACCUCAAGGAGCACAAGAAAUGGACAAAUGGCGAGAAGCACGCGUUGGAGUACUAUUACGAUAAGUUUGCAUGGAUUCGUUCCCAUAUUGGGUUCAUACCAUCGAAAUUGAUCAGUGCGUUAGCAAAGGAUGCUUGUCCACAGCUGAAAUAUCCAGAUCAGAAAUUCUUCUAUAAUGAAACCACUAGGGACUUCUUAGUAGAUAUGGAAGGCUGUGAGUUCAACAGAAACUGCUUUGAUGAGAUGCAAUACUACAUGUCUAUAAGUGAAAAUUUGCACAAGAGUUGGAUUUCUAAACUGCUC